UGUACGUUUUGCACCGCGAAUAUGGUAAAAUGAAUUUCACACUUCAUUUCAAGCUUUCAAGCCGCCUCACGUUUUGGAUCCAGUGCGCGCGACACUGCGAUACGUGACCUGCGAUAGCUCUGAAUUUUAACCGUUUUAAUUUUGAAGAAUAAGCAAAAUGCAAACAACUGGAAAGGCCAAACGAGACUGCUUGUGCCAUUCUUGAUGUGCUUUCAAGCAUCGAAAUUUUUGUGAGCCGAACAUUGGUGUUAGCAGUAUGAGAGCGAUCUGCAUUCUAAUAUCUCGAUGAUAACGCGUUGCCUUUCAAGAGUGCUUUUUAAGUCUCCUUUUCUUCGAGUAGUAAGCGGUAUGCCUCCGACAGGAGCAUCGGUUGUGCGUGAACCCACUUUCAGCAUCGACGAUUAUGACGCUGUGGGUUUUGACCUCGAUCAUACUCUGGCAAGAUACAGACUCAAGAAGUUGUACAAAGUGGUGUACGAUUCUGUCCGGACGCAUUUGCAUCUAAAAGGCUACCCAGAUUCCCACCUGGGAUCGUACGCAGACGGCAUCAGAUUUUUCCAGAAGGGUCUUAUCGUUGACAAGUGCAAUGGCAACAUUCUCAAGCUUGAUGACAGCCGGGCCAUUGUCAUGGGCUACCACGGCCAUCGCCAGCUAACAGAUGAAGAACUGGACGCAACUUAUGGGCCAUCCCGAACGUCAGCAGCUUUGAAGUGCUUUCCGCACAUAAGAGGAAGCCCCACAAAAGUAGACAUCAGCAAUUUUGUUGCCUUCAACGAUUACUUCACAGUGUCCACACAACACCUGUACUGUAAUCUGGUCGACUUCGUAGAUUCCCGUUCGUCCUACGACUACAAAAUGGCAUGGGAGGACUUGUACAGCGGCUUCGUCGAAAUGUAUCGGCGCGAUUCUUUUCAGAACAAUUCUGGACUGUUUUACCCCACUAUGAAGGAGCGUCCCAACGACAUGAUCCAUCCGUGCUCGGAGACGCUGCUUGCUUGGAUACGAAGACUCAGAGCAGAAGGCAAACGAACGUUUCUUCUGUCGAGUUCCAACGCCGAUUUUGUCGAGGUGCUAGCAAACGCGUGCGUAGGGUCCGACUGGCGAGAUUACUUCGACGUCGUGCUAACGUACGCGCGAAAACCAGGUUAUUUCAUGCACGAUCCACACAGGCGUCCAUAUUAUCGAGUGACCGAUACAUUGAAAGAAGGCGGUGUACUGAAUGGAGAUUUAGUGGAAAAUGGAGUAUACUCGCAAGGCAAUUGGAUGCAGUUGAAGAAGCUGUUGGCUCGUUGCACUGGAAAAGAUCAUCCACGGGCUGUCUACAUAGGCGACUCCAUUACAGACGACGUGAUGACACCAUCGUUGCAUGACUGCUGCGAUACCGUGGCUAUAAUUGAAGAACUAUCCGCUGAAAUGACUUCGUCUCACGAGGCCCAAGUCUAUCUGUCUUCCGACGUGUGGGGAUCAUUUUUUGGUGAAGGAUCGCCUAGUAUGUGGGCGGAUGCCGUGAGCAGGACAGCACGAAUUGCAAUCCCUUCGUUGGAGUAUCUAGCGUGCUUACCUCCACAAGUUCGACUGGACGCAUUCGAUGGAGUUAGUUUUGCACGCGGGUUUCAACCGUACAAACCGAAUGGUCUAAGCAAGCUGUAGUGGUGACCAUUGAUCUUUGCGACGACAAUCAACGUGGAAUCUCGCGUUUUACAUGCGUAGUUACAAAUUAUGCUCAGGGAUAUGCGCGUAGAACAGUAGACAUGCUAUUCUCAUGCGGAGAAAGAAUAAACAAUCUGUUCCACCAC
Ornithodoros turicata is the source of this 1796-nucleotide messenger RNA. RefSeq names its product 5'-nucleotidase domain-containing protein 1-like (gene Nt5a). NCBI's taxonomy places the organism in Eukaryota, Metazoa, Arthropoda, Arachnida, Ixodida, Argasidae. The coding region runs from base 286 to 1650 and encodes 454 amino acids. The transcript has a single exon. The record is from RefSeq and is a predicted model, not a curated record. Gene Ontology annotation, molecular function: 5'-nucleotidase activity.